Molecule: messenger RNA, 4460 nt
Organism: Lycium barbarum (goji berry)
Lineage: Eukaryota; Viridiplantae; Streptophyta; Magnoliopsida; Solanales; Solanaceae
Product: pentatricopeptide repeat-containing protein At3g14730-like
Exons: 7
Coding region: 753-2669 (638 amino acids)
Biological process (GO): RNA modification
Molecular function (GO): RNA binding; protein binding
Source: RefSeq, a predicted model, not a curated record
UAAAAAUUAAAGAUUUUGAUAUCUAAACCUUCCUUAAACCUCAAAACUCUUCCUACAUUUAUCACUCCCAAGCCCCUUCUUGACUUCCCAUUAGCAAACAACGAAAGUCAAUUCAUUAUAUUCAUUCCUUCAAAUCAAUGGCAAGUACUAGUAUUCAACACCCAUUUUGAUUUUUUUUUUUUCCUUUCCCCCCUCACUCUCUUGACUAAUUAAAACAUCAUAGUUUUUGGGUUUCCUUAAAAUAUAUCAAGAGUUUCACUGGAAAAAAAAUGUUAGUUUCUCACUAAUUACAUAUACAUAUACAUAUAUAGAAAAAUAGGUUGAGAUACAAAAAGGGUAUACAGAAAAUUAAUAAAUUCAAUACCCAUGUUUGCAUAAUUUUCUGGUGUUUGGGGUGGUCUGUAGUGUAGAGCUGACUGUUGUAUGCAUUUCCCUUUUCCGUUUAACCUUUUUUUUGGCACUGCAUCGUUGAGCCGAGGGUCUAUCGGAAACAAACAUCUCUACCUUAUGAGCCGAGGGUCUAUCAUAAUUUUCUGUGUUUGGGGUGAUCUAUAAUUAUAGGCGUGUUUUGAUAAUUAGUUGGUGAUAGUUGAGCUAGGAAAUGCAAACACCUGAUAAUUCGGGUAGGAAACGCGAACACCUGAUAAUUCAGGUAGGAAACGCAGACACCUGAUGCUUCAGGUGGGAAACUCAAAAAAUGUGACACUUCAGGUGUGUUUUUGAGCAUUAUAUCUUUUCUUUUUCACUCCUAAAUGAGCCAAAGGACCUUCCUUAUGAAAUCUUUGUCAAUAUUUAAAGCAAAAUGCCAAUAUUCAGUCAAUUUUUCAUCCAUUGCUUACAAGUCUUUUGAUAUCAAGACUUUAAUUGUAUCACUUCAAUCAAGUGCUAAUGAAAAAAACAUCAUAGGAGGGAAACAAAUUCAUUGCCACAUGCUUAGAUGUGGCCAUUUGAAUUUAUCUCCAAUGCCUACCACUAGCCUUAUUAACAUGUACUCGAAAUGCAACUCGAUAUCCAAUGCGUUAUCGGUAUUCUUUACUUCACCACUUGAUCAUAAUAUGUUUGCUUAUAAUGCUAUAAUAGCAGGGUUAAUUGCCAAUGACUUGCCUAAAAGAGUUUUUGAAUUCUAUUUCCAAAUGAGGGUUGUUGGUGUCAUGCCUGAUAAAUUCACUUUCCCUUGUGUGCUUAAGGCUUGUAGAAAUGAAGUAGAUGUGAAAAAGAUUCACGCGUUAGUUUUUAAACUCGGGCUAGAGGAUGAUUUGUUCAUCGGUAGUGCGUUGUUGCAUAGUUAUUUGAUGUAUGGGUUGGUGGAUUUUGCGUUAGAUGUGUUUGAGGAUUUACCGGAGAGGGAAGAUGUUGUGCUCUGGAAUGCCAUGAUAAAUGGCUAUGCACAAACGGGUGAGUUUGGUAGUGCUUUGAUGGUUUUUAGGUGGAUGAUUGAGGAUGGGGUUGUUCCGAACAAGUUUAGCAUAACGGGCAUACUUUCAGCUCUGGCAAAUUAUGGGGAAUUUUAUAAUGGAAAGGUGAUACAUGGGUUUGUGAUAAAAAUGGGAUUUGAUUUGGGGGUUGCUAUUUCAAAUGCACUAAUAGACAUGUAUGGUAAAUGUAGUUGUGUUGCUGAUGCUUUCGAGGUUUUCGAGAUGAUGGAUGAUAAGGAUAUAUUUUCAUGGAACUCGAUAAUUUGUGUGCAUGAACAAUGUGGUGAUCACGACGGAACACUGAGGGUUUUCAAAAGGAUGUUGUCCACUGGAGUUCGUCCUGAUUUGGUGUCUGUCACCACUACACUUCCUGCUUGUGCUCAUUUAGCUGCAUUGAGGCAUGGUAGGGAGAUGCAUGCAUACAUGAUAGUUAACGGUCUGAGGAAAGAUGCCGCUGACAAAGAAUACAAUGAUACUUACAUUGACAAUGCAAUUUUGGACAUGUAUGCCAAAUGUGGAAGCAUGCGUGAAGCUCAGCUGAUCUUUGAUACGAUGAAUUUCAAAGAUGUAGCGUCGUGGAACAUUAUGAUUAAGGGGUAUGGCAUGCACGGAUUUGGCGUCAAGGUGUUAGAAUUGUUUUCUGAUAUGUGUAGUAAGGCAGAAUUGAGGCCUGAUGAUGUCACAUUUGUUGGGGUUUUGUCAGCUUGCAGCCAUUCAGGUCUUGUGAAACAGGGGAGAGAAUUUCUUGCACAAAUGCAGCCGAAGUAUGGCGUGGUGCCUUCUAUUGAACAUUACACCUCUGUGAUUGACAUGCUAGGUCGUGCUGGGCAGCUUGAAGCUGCUUAUGAGUUGUUAUUAACAAUGCCCAUUAAGGCCAAUUCUGUAGUAUGGAGAGCAUUCUUGGCUGCCUGCCGUCUCCAUGGUAAUUCCGAUCUAGCUGAGGUUGCUGCUAAUCAGGUACUUGAUCUUGAACCAGAGCAUUGUGGAAGUUAUGUCAUAUUAUCAAAUGUUUAUGGACAGACUGGUCGCUAUGAAGAGGUAUUAGAGGUACGAGAUGCAAUGAAGCUACAAAAUGUAAGGAAGACACCUGGUUGCAGUUGGAUUGAACUUCAUAAUGGUGUCCAUGUCUUUAUCACUGCUGAUAAGUCACAUCCCGAAGGCAACCUUAUUUAUGCUGGAUUGAAUUCUUUAACUGCUCGAUUGUGUGAGCAUGGUUAUACACCAGAAUCUGAUGCCUUGGAAAGCAGUCCAUGAAAUUCCAGACUUAUUUUCCAUCGUCCUAGAUGAAGAUUCCUGAAGAACUGAUUGAAAUAUUUAUGCUGAUGCUGUGAAAACAGCCCGAGUUAUCUGUGUGCUAUGAAAAAUGAAAAGUAGCCCAGGAUGGUGUGGACAUAGUCGGACAUAAUCAAUUUAUCAAUCACUCCAAACAGACGUCCUCCUGGUUUGCUAUCAUUAUUCAACAUUUGCUGUUGUGAAGGCUUCCGACCUCCUUAUUCUGUUCUGCCCUCUCUUUGAUAAAGUAGUCUUUAUGACAGUCUCCAUAAUCUAAUAUCGGGGAAAGAAGAACCCGAGGCAGCAUUAUCCCCUGUGAUGGAUGCUGUAAUAAGAAUAUUCAAACGUGUCAGUGGACUGUCUGAAGGUGAAGGUGAUGGCGACUUACCUGUGGGCUGGGGCUGCAUUCUGCUCCAUCAGACUGCUUGUAGCAUCAACACAAGCUGUGAACUUAAUAGGAAAGCAAGGGUCUUUAAUCAAGCCUAUCCAGCAAAACACUGGUGCCUCCAUUCGAGUUCUUUCCAAUGAUGAGAUGUCAAUCUAUGCGACUCCGGAUGAGAAAGUUGUGGAAAUUCAAGUACAAUGCACCUGCCGUUCAGGAGCGUGAAUCUGAGCCUUGGUCCGAGAGGACGAUGCUUAGCACCUCACGAGCAGAACUUGGUGAUUAUCCUCCGUGACAAGGACUUGGUGAUUAUCCUCCGCGACAAGGACUUGGUGAUUAUCCUCGUCGACAAGGACUUAGUGAUUAUCCACCUCCAACAAAAGAGGGAUUCUCAAUUUUCUGAACGCGAAAGCCAGCUGGACUCACACUAUCAUCCUGCUGGACUUUCACUGUAUGGGAAAGACCUGACUUUCAUUGUAUGGACAAGAUCCUGCACUUUCUGGAACUCGCACUUCAGGUGGUGGUCGUGUUGGGAAUUCUGUUAUUACUCAGAUUUCCCAAACCGUUCAAAUGAAAAUACCACUAGCUUUGGCAAAAGAUAUCAUUGGCAUUGGGGGAGCUAAUAUUGCUUAUAUACGACGUACUAGUGGUGCCAUUCUUACAGUUCAAGAAAGCAGGGGCUUACAUCACGGUGGAAAUAAAAGGGUCGUCAUCACAAGUUCAGACAGCCCAGCAACUUAUGCAGGAAUUUAUGGGGUGGCCACAAAGAAUCACUUCCGAGCAGUUAUGGCCAGUUAGAUACAGGCUCGAGGCAGUCUUCUUACUCUAACCUAGGCAGUGGGUCCUACCCCUCAUCUUCAUACGGCGGACAGCAAUAUGGCAGUGGCUAUGGAUCAUCAUUCGGUGCAGGAGGAGCGUACAAUAGUUACAGGUCAUGAACAGAAUAGGCCGAGUCUUAGCACUCAAUACUUCCCAUCCUGUUUGGUGCCAGAGCAAACACUAAAGCAACUGCAUGUGGUUGACGAUGCUUUGUUAAUCUGAUGUCGAUUACAGCAAUGUAUUGAUAGCUUUUCAGUAGCUCACCAUAGCUUGUAGUCUUACAUGUGUGUCGAUAUGAUACCAUUGAAUUUUGUAAGUGUAAUAUGGUCAAGUGCUGUAUGGUUCUCUGAGUAUUUUUUUUUUUUUUUAAAAAAAAUUGUUUUUAUUACAUAGGGGGUAGGGAAAGGGGAAAUGGGGAGGGGAUUACAAUGUGGGUAGCCACUGAGCUACUAGAUCCCUACUCUUUCUCAAAGUAUUAUCUUUAGUUUUUUUUUUUUUUUUAACCUUUGUUUUGUAAAAUGAUAUUGCAACUUGCCACUUCACAAAAAAUGAUCAGUUGCAAUUGCCUCGCC